This is a messenger RNA of Dentiscutata erythropus, 2043 nucleotides long. Lineage: Eukaryota; Fungi; Glomeromycota; Glomeromycetes; Diversisporales; Gigasporaceae. The record is from the annotation of a GenBank genome assembly.
AUGAACAAUUCUGUAAUAAAAGUAUGGUCCCAACAUCGCAUGCAAUCAACGGAUCCAUCUCCUAAACCAAUACCCACAGCAUCACCAGUAUCGAAUACAGGCAAACUUGUAGACACACAAAAUAAAGACGCGUGCGAAAUUAAAGAAAAAAAGACUAUGGUAAAAAAUAAUCAAAAUAAGGAAUUGAAGAAUUCAAAGAGCUUGAAAAAUGAAUCAACGUUACCUAUCGCACGAUUAUCCGAUUUAGGAGGAAUCGAUGCUUGUAUAGAAGAAGUUUUGGAAUUAAUUGCGAUGCCACUGGCCCAUCCAGAAAUAUAUUUACACACUGGCGUUCAACCACCAAGAGGAAUUUUAUUGCACGGACCUCCAGGAUGUGGGAAAACAUUGCUUGCAAACGCCAUUGCUGGGGAAUUAGGCGUACAGUUUAUUAGCAUUUCCGCGCCAUCUGUAGUAUCUGGAAUGUCUGGAGAGUCUGAAAAGAAAAUUAGAGAUGUUUUUAAAGAAGCUAAAAAAAAAGCACCGUGCCUUAUUUUUAUUGAUGAAAUCGAUGCUAUCACUCCAAAAAGAGAAACAGCUCAGCGGGAGAUGGAAAGACGAAUAGUAGCACAACUGCUAACAUGCAUGGAUGAUCUUUCGUGGGAUAAAACAGACAACAAACCUAUAUUAAUUAUCGGCGCGACAAAUAGGCCAGAUUCACUUGAUCCGGCACUUCGUCGUGCUGGGAGAUUUGACAGAGAAAUUAGUAUAGGAGUCCCAGAUGAGCAAUCACGAGAAAAGAUUUUGAGAGUAAUUGCGUCAAAAUUAAAACUUUCUGGGGACUUUGAUUAUAAGGCACUUGCAAAAUCAACGCCUGGAUAUGUAGGCGCUGAUUUAAACGCAUUGACGGCUGCAGCAGGUGUUAUAGCUGUCAAGAGAAUAUUCACAAAAUUAAAUGAAUAUAGUCAUAUUAUGGAUGAAGAUUUAUCGGAAAUGCACAUAGAUGGAAAGCUGCAAGAUUCUAUUGUAUCAGAUGAUUUGAGUACCCCUUUCGAAAACCAAUCUCCUUCAGAUCAAAUGCGUUCAAUAUCUAUCUUUCUUAAAAAUCAUCCAGACCCACUUACAGAGGAAGAACUUGAACCUCUUAGUAUCACUAAUGAUGACUUUUUUCAGGCUCUAUCAAAAGUUCAACCUUCAUCUAAACGGGAAGGGUUCGCUACAGUACCUGAUGUCUCUUGGUUUGAUAUUGGUGCAUUAAGAUUUGUAAGAGAUGAAUUGAGAAUGGCAAUUGUAGAACCGAUUAAACAUCCAGAAUUAUUCAAAAGAGUUGGGAUAACGGCACCCUCUGGAGUUUUGUUGUGGGGACCACCUGGUUGUGGAAAGACGCUCUUGGCCAAGGCAGUGGCUAACGAGAGUCAUAUAAACUUCAUUUCAGUUAAAGGGCCAGAGUUACUUAAUAAGUAUGUUGGUGAGAGUGAACGUGGUAUCCGACAAGUUUUUAAUCGCGCUAGGGCUUCAUCUCCAUGCGUCAUAUUUUUUGAUGAACUUGACGCGCUUUGUGCGCGACGUAACGAUUCACAGUCUGAGACAUCUGCGCGCAUCGUUAACACACUUUUGACUGAAUUAGAUGGAUUAGAGAAUCGAAAACAAGUUUAUAUUAUUGCAGCUACAAAUAGGCCAGCAAUGAUGCGUCCUGGACGUCUGGACAAGCUUUUAUACGUAGGGUUACCUACAGCAUCUGAACGAUAUGAAAUCUUAAAAACGUUAACAAAACAGACCCCUUUAGGUGAUGAUGUUUCAUUAGAAAAAAUUGCUGAAGAUGAAAGAUGCUCUAAUUUCAGUGGUGCAGAUCUGGCGUCCUUAGUUCGUGAAGCAGCGGUUGCAGCAUUACGAACUACUCUUUAUUCACAAAAUGAAAGCUCGGCAAAUAGUAUAAUAAAAUCUGAGAAUGAAAUUUAUGUAACUUCAAUACAUUUUGAAAUAUCAUUUGCUAAAGUAUCACCAAGCGUGUCUAAACUAGAUAAACUAAGAUAUGAUUCAUUAAAGAUCAAGUUUGGAUAUUCAUAA